AUGAAAAAAAAGCCAGUGGUUUUUAAGGAUUUGAGAAGAAUUUGGGAGUGUUGUGAUCCUAAUCUUCCAUGGGAGAAAGGAUACUACAAUGAAUCCAACACAUUACUGUUGGAUGAUUCUCCUUACAAAGCAUUACUUAAUCCUCCGCACAACUCG
Molecule: messenger RNA, 156 nt
Organism: Sphenostylis stenocarpa
Lineage: Eukaryota; Viridiplantae; Streptophyta; Magnoliopsida; Fabales; Fabaceae
Source: the annotation of a GenBank genome assembly